Molecule: messenger RNA, 3414 nt
Organism: Etheostoma spectabile (orangethroat darter)
Lineage: Eukaryota; Metazoa; Chordata; Actinopteri; Perciformes; Percidae
Product: DEAD-box ATP-dependent RNA helicase 42
Exons: 2
Coding region: 1-1434 (477 amino acids)
Source: RefSeq, a predicted model, not a curated record
AUGCGCCUUGCUACCACCUUGAGGCUUGACAGAGGAAUAUAUGAGCCCCUUUUUCCGCGUUGCCAGCGACCUCCAACCAAGUUUGAUGAAGGAGGACGAAGGGGUGACAGCCCUUCCUCUUCAUCAUCUGGAGAUGACAAGCCUUAUACUUCAAGGAGGCAGGAAGAAAAAAGGGGAGAGAGUCCUCCCUUUACUUCUUCUUCUUCUUCUUCUGAAGACGAUGAGCCUUCUUCCACUAUGAGGCAGCAAAACGGACGGGUUGAGAGCCCUUCGUCAUCCUCUUCUGAUGACGAAGAAGAGCCUUCUACCAAAAGCAGGCAGCAAGGACAAAGGGGUUUGAGGCCUUUGUCUUUUGCAGACAUGCGCCUUUCUACCACCUUGAGGCUUGACAGAGGAAUAUAUGAGCCCCUUUUUCCCUGCGUUGCCAGAGAACUUCCUUCUAAGUUGAUGCAGGACAGAGAAAGUGGUUACAACCCUUCCUCAUCAUCUGGAGACGACGAGCCUUCUGCUACAAGGAGGCAGCAAGAAAAAAGGGGUGAGAGCCCUUUUUCUUCUUCUGUAGACAGCAAGCCUUCUACUACAAGAAGGCGGCAAAAAAGAAAGGCUAGAAGAAGGGCUAAGAGCCCUUCGUCUUCAUUGCCUGAAGACGGCAAGCCUUCAACCACAAGGAGGCACCGAAAAAGAAGGGUUAAGAGACCUUCGUCAUCCUCUUCUGGAGACAAAGAGCCUUCUACUGCAAGGACGCAGCAAGAAAGAAUGGCUAAUAGACUUAUCCUACCUAAACCCAUCUAUCUGAGCGAGGAAAAAAUACGGGAGUAUGGAGAGCAAUAUAGACAGAUGUGUGAGAGAGAGAGGCAGCGAGUUGAAAGGGAAAAAGAGGAGACAGAAAGACAGGAGCAGGAGAAAAGAGAGAGGGAAGAGAGGGACGAGAGGGAGAAAAUUGAAAGAGAAAAGCAGCGUUUGGAGGAGGAGAGAAAAAUGGAGAGGUGUGAAAAGAAGGAGAGGAAAACCUUCGGUCUGCUUUCCAGAAUAUAUCUUUGGUGGCUCAAUGGCGAGAUAAAAACCUUAGACAGAGGAAUCACAUCAGCCACUGUGGAUGAGCGCAACCUCCUGAGUCAUGGUCCCCCGAGAAAUCCAAGCAAGAAGGCAGAAUUAGAAAGGCUGCUUGACCGAAAGAGGGAGCUGCUCAUGUCCAGACGCAGAGCAGAAUAUAAGGUGGAGAGGGAAGUGAGGAAGCAAAGACAGAAGAUAGAAGGGAAGGAACAAAAUGUGAAAAAGAUGCUUAACAUCUCUGAGGCAUGCCGCAUCUCUGAGCGCCCUGAUUUUCGGCCCAGGCCAACGCCCGCCAGGUCAAGCAACCUUGGACUUGGUAGUUAUAUCACGCUUGGGCGCCAAUACCAUUUGCGCUACAGAGCUCAAGCACCAACAGAAUAAUAACGUUCAUCUCCUCUCAUAAAAAUCAAAAUUCCCAAAAAAUUAUUUAAAAAAACUUAAUUAUUAAAAAAAUAAAAUAAAUAAAUAGUAAAAAAAUUAAAAUUAUCAGUCAAUCCAUAAGCAAGACAUACGUUUGUAGUCUUUUUUUUAAGUCUUGCUGCUCCCUUGGUUCCCUUGAAACUAUUCAACAAUUGGCUACUUUUCUCCCUCAAAAAAUAUAAGCGAUAUCAAUUCAAAUAUGACCAAUUACCAAUGUAUGUGCGCAUGCUGAGGGUUGCUAUGUAAGUAUGGGUUGCCUCUCCACUGCGCAAUACCUCAGUGACCGGUAAGUAUUCCUGCAACCGGGGUCAGCCUGGACAAAGCCCAGCUGUUUGUGGAAAUCCUCCCACACAGCAGCAGUUUGUGUGUUUGGUGUGUUUUUGUUUUUUUGUCUGUCUGUGUUUCUGUUCCCGCCUGCAUGUUCCACAGACUGUGGACCCCCCCACCCCCCCGUCGACUCUCCCUACACCUGGCACCAUUUCCUAUCAGCACACGUACUAAUGGAGUUCAGCGUAAGUUCAAGACUUUAACCCUUGUGUUGUCUUCCCGUCAACACCCAUGGUUUUUUAGUCAACACUAUUCUCGCUUUUUCUGACAUUUUUGUCACUUUUUCAAUGUUUUGGGUGCAUUUUUUCAAGUUAUUUAAUAUUUCUAAUGUUGACAUUUUCAGCUUAUUUUGGGGGCCCAUUUUUUGUGAUGAAAAAAACUUUGUUUUCACUUUUCAGUUAAACCAUUCAGAUUCAGAAUGUCUUUUACAUCCCAAUCACAGCAUGACAUCCCUGUUUUAAAUCUGGUGUCUCCUCUGCGGUUGUCAGUUGUCAUUUCAGGACUAGAGUGCAAACUUUUACCUUCACUUCAUUUUCUGGGCCUGUGUCUCAUGGUGGAAGCCGCUGUUGUCGAUCUCAGAGGAAAAUGCUCUUUUCUCACGACUGUUUUGACCGCAUCAAAUCACCUACAUGCAUGUAUAUGUGUUGAUGGUUGUUGGUGCAGCUAAUGGACACAUGAUUCUUGCACGUUCAUUAGAAGAGAUUGUGAUUAAUGACCUUUUCAUCACUGGGAAUUCAACAGUAGGCUACAGACGGUGUAUAGUAUAAGAGGGCUUCAGCUUGUCUGUGUUUAAGUCCGUUCAGCAGCCCGUCAGUGGCCAAAUUUAAGAAUAUUCUCAGUGAUUCUUGGCUUUAUUGUUUACAUGAUGUCUUGUCAUUGUUGCUGACUUUCUACAAUUUUAAUUGAUUGGCUUAUCUGACAGACUGCAGUCGCUUCAUUACACAUCACAUACCUGGGAAAGCCAAUGCUGUGGUGGCCUGCUUUAUCAGUUGCACAGAAUACAUACUGUAUACAGUACUACAUCUGUGCAGCGUCUGCAAUCACAGAUGUCUGGCUAUGCAUGGAACCUGUGGUAGGUCUUGUUUCAUGAUCAAUACGGUAUUUUACUCACCUUGGCUGUCUUCGGCUGUUGGUUGUGCGUCAUUCACCUUGAGUAGGCUCCCUGAUUUCGUUGCCAUGCAGGCACACUUUGCUCUUUUUAAAUCUGUGAUACUAGUCUACUUAUUGCUUAUGGCAUCACAUAGUCUUACCUAUGGGAUAACGUCUAUGCAAACCCGAGACCCUGGAACCAUAACAUUUUGGUAAGUAUACAAAAAACUGAUGGUGGUGUAUUGCAUCGUUACUAUGAUGUUUCUCACUUUUACAGUUUUAAUUUUCACCGACUUCAUUGCCGAGAUUUAAUUUGAACCAGCCUUUUGAUAACUACACCUUCUCGUUUACUGUACAGAUCCAUGGGGCCUAUUGGGGUAUGUACAGUAUGUGCCUGACUCGUCUUCACUAAGUCUCGGAAUUUUUGGGGCAUAUGUCUGGGUUUCACUACCCCUAAUCUCCAAAUACUUUGCACAUUUCAUAUUUUGGUCAUGUAAUUUACAGUAAAUCUUUUCAUAAUUGCAA